This is a messenger RNA of Biomphalaria glabrata, 1116 nucleotides long. RefSeq lists its product as uncharacterized. The transcript is spliced from 2 exons. The record is from RefSeq and is a predicted model, not a curated record. Gene Ontology annotation, cellular component: nucleus. NCBI's taxonomy places the organism in Eukaryota, Metazoa, Mollusca, Gastropoda, Planorbidae. Bases 1 to 1116 code for a protein of 371 amino acids. Gene Ontology annotation, molecular function: catalytic activity. Gene Ontology annotation, biological process: chromatin remodeling.
AUGGCACCACUGAGCGAAAGGCCUUCUAGACUAAGGUCACCGGCUAGGGCGGAAGAUUGCCAGGAUGGACUACAACGGCCACGUGUUCAGGACCAAGGCGAUCCACCUAAUUGGAGGCAUUCGGCUGUGUCGACUCAUCUCCAUACGUUUAAAGGCAUCACCCUUCAAUAUCACCAUCAUUCAUAUGAUGAUGAGGCAGUAGAAGAGUUUUAUGAUCAAUUACAGGAAGUGGUCAAUAAGGUCCCGAAAAAGGACAUCCUUGUUGUACAAGGAGACUGGAAUGCCAAAGUAGGAAGUGACUACUACCAAACCUGGAAAGGCACUUGUGGAAAAUACAGUAACCUCUCAACCAAUGAACGAGGUCAAAGACUUUUAGAAUUUGCGAAAUACAAUAAUCUCUUACUGGCUAACACACUAGGAUGCCACAAAAAAUCGCGUAUAAACACAUGGCGCAGUUCGAACGGAGAGCACCACAACCAGAUCGACUAUAUCAUGGUGCAACAGCGUUUUAAGACAAGCAUCAAUACUGCCAAAACAAGAAGUUUUCCUGGAGCUGACAUUGGAAGCGACCAUGACCUUGUUAUGAUGACCCUUAAAGUACACCUAAAAAAGGUAACAAAACAAGGACCUACCAGGAUAAAAUUAGACUUGGACAAGCUGAAAGACCCCCAAGUAGCUGCCAUAUUCGAGGCACAAGUAGGACGACGCUUUGCAGCCCUCAAUAUCCUGGACUCCAAUGAGCAGGAUAUCGAUACGCAAGUCAAUAUGCUAAACACAGCAGUCACAGAUACAGCCCUGGAAAUAUUAGGGAAGCUCCACCCGCUCAAAAAACCCUGGGUAACAGAGGAUAUACUCCAACUCUGUGACAAGCGACGGGAGCUUAAAGGGAAAAAGCUGUCCGACCCAAAAUAUGUCCACGAAUACAAAAGCGUCAACAAACGGAUUAGAAAGGGAAUGAAAGAAGCGAAGAAAAAGUGGAUAGAGAAUAAGUGUCAAGAAAAGGAACAGGGACUUAAUAGGAACAAUAGCAAAAAAGCGUACCAAUUAGUAAAGGACCCACUACCUCAAAGCAUGGAAGAACCAACACAAUACAAGACAAAAACAACAAAUGCUUAA